UAAUUACUACGGUGGAUCGUGGCAGUUGAACCUGGACAGACAGUGGACACCAGUCCAAAGAUCAUCUUCCCUGACCGGCCUUGACGCAUAACGGACCUCUUAUCGACAGCUUUUCCAUCGACUUCGUCUCAUUCCCGAAUCCCGAACACAUCUGUGCUCGUUCAAGCUUACGUAUUCAUUUGGACCCAGUCCUUCGACAACCCCGCCACGAGCACAUCCACUCGCGCCUGAACACACAGAACGCCGGUUUCCUCGAGCGUCAAGAGCCACGUCCAUUGAUCUAUAUACCCGUUUUUGCUGGGUUGGAGAAUAAACAUUGCCAUUUGAUUCUCUUAAGACGGGACUGACACAUGGUUCUCGUGAGGCAAACCUCCGAUUGAGCAGCAUAUUUACCGACUGGACAACUGCUUUGCAUUUCUCAUAUUCAUACACGAGGUGUUCGGUGUCCGCCUUCGUUCGAGGUGGAGGGAAAUAACUCAUAAUGCUCCCUGUUUCACGACCGGAUGGUCACAUGAACCUCAAUUAUAUCCCUACUACUCAACCAAUGUCUGGGACCAGUACGGGGCGUAGCUCUCCAAGUGACCUCACUGCGUCUUCUGUCAUCAAGUCGCCAUUUGGCUCAUCAAAUGUCCUGAAUGGUGCCGCAGGCUCGAUUGGUGGCGCGAGGCUAGGGGCUGGAUCCCCUUCUCAUGAACUUGGGGCUCGUUUAUACUCUAAACGUGCGCGAGAGAUCCAAGCAGAGGAAGGCGUUUCGCCCAGUAUCUGGGGACCCCCGACCAGCGGUCAUUCUACUCCUCUCCGUGAAAACAUCCCUGAGUCUCCAAGUCAAGAAGGGUUUCCGGACUUGGUGCCUACCUCCAGCGGCUCUAUCAACAGCCCUGCCCGGAGAGCAAGGGCUGGCACUGUUCCCUCGAGAUUUUCCCCUGUUGGUGCGCCGAACGAGGUGAACCUGCAACAACCGUACAUGCCCCAGACCUCCCGCCCUACGCCGUCAACUAGCCCUUUUCGUCCAUCCGGCGUUUCCGGUAUCGACACAAGCGCAAAGACUGCAACCACUGCUGGUGGAAGCAGCGCAGGUUCCCUCUCCCGCCUCCGAGCUGGUUCGAUGCCACAGAGAGCGAACUUCUUGGGAUCGUCUGGUCCAUUCGGACCGUCUUUGUUUUCUACCAGCUGGGCAACUGGGCGUGAUCGCGCCACGACACUGACAAGUAUUCGCUCUUCCGAAGGACCUGCUUCUCCCAGCCACUCCUCUUUCUCCAGAGAUGGACUUGCUGAUACCGAUGUGAAAACGCUGGACUACUUGGGCUUGGCGGAAACCCCGCAACAGGCACGAGCCACACUCGUGCGACCCUCCGUCGAUCUGCUCCUCCAACAGCAGCAGCAACAGCAGCAACAGCAACAGUCUACUUUGCCCCCUCUACUGGCGGAACUAGCUAUGAUGAAGAACAACAGCCGUAUUCGGUCUUAUUCCGUGAACGCGAAAGAGAAGUACGCAGAUGAUGAGGACUUGGAGUAUGAGAGUCGCUAUUCGCAACUUCCUUCCGGAACCGUUACGCCUUCUGCAGCUGCAACAGCUGCCCAAUUGGCUGCGACCCAGGCUCAAAUCCAUCAACACAACCUGGCUGUACAGGCAUUUGCCAGUCACGCAUCGGCCAGCCGGCCUCGUGCCAGGACCGCCGGGAUUCUGGAGGCCCCUCCCCAGCGCUCGUCAAUUCGUAAUUACCUGGCCACUCCAUCCCGACUUGAAAACAGCUUCAGCGCCGCUGACCUCAAUAUCGCGGAAGGUGGAGAAUACGAUGAGUUGUCAGAAGCUGUACAGCUGAUGCAUUUGGGUGGAAGCGGGACUAACAUGGGCAUGCGGCAAUCCGGAGAGAUGGCGGACGAGAACAAUCAGGAUGGCCCAACUCGUGCCUUGUGGAUUGGCAGCAUCCCCGUUUCUACCACUGUCACAUCUUUGGAGGCGAUCUUCAGCCUGUACGGCAAAAUCGAGUCUACCCGCGUGUUGACCCACAAGAACUGUGGCUUUGUCAACUUCGAGCGCAUCGAGAGUGCCAUCCAGGCCAAAUCGCUUCUCAACGGAAAGGAGAUUUUCCCCGGUGCGGGCCCUGUCCGCAUCGGAUAUGCCAAGGUACCUGGUACCUCUGCCACCGGCACGCCUGGCGUCAACGGAGCUCAGUCGUCUCCGACACCCGAUCUGAACAUGAAUGGGCCUGAUGGUAUUGUAAGGCCGGAGAGUGGAACCCAUGUUCCCCAGAUUCCCUCCCUUCCUGAGCUCCAGCCCGAGAUGGCGCAGAUUGUCACAGACUUCGGCGCUACUGAAGACGAUGGACACAAUAUCAGUGCUAGUAUCCAUCGAGCCAUUGCUUUCGAUGCUUUCGAAGACGAGAUCCCUCCGAUUUCUGAGCCCAGCCAGACUAGGAUGUUCGAUGCUCCGCGUCUCCGCGAUAUCCGGAAGAGGAUCGACAACGGAGCUUGCUCAGUCCAGGAGAUUGAGGAGACUGCAGCAGCAAUGCUUCCUGAAAUUGCGGAACUCUCGUCGGACUAUCUCGGAAACACCGUCGUCCAGAAGCUCUUCGAAUUCUGCUCGGAAUCCACGAAAGAGCAGAUGCUCAUCCCGAUUGCACCUCACCUUGCCGAAAUUGGCGUCCAUAAGAAUGGAACCUGGGCAGCACAGAAGAUCAUCGAUGUCGCCAAGACUCCGAACCAGAUGAACGCGAUCGUUGAUGCUCUCAGGCCAUACACGGUUCCGCUGUUCCUCGACCAGUAUGGAAACUAUGUUCUUCAAUGCUGUCUUCGUUUCGGUACUCCGUUCAAUGACUUCAUUUUCGAGACCAUGCUGAGUCGGAUGUGGGAGAUUGCCCAGGGCCGCUUCGGCGCCCGGGCCAUGCGAGCCUGCCUUGAGAGCCACCAUGCCUCGAAGGAUCAGCAGCGCAUGCUUGCCGCAGCCAUUGCUCUUCACAGCGUACAACUCGCAACCAAUGCUAACGGGGCUUUGCUACUGACUUGGUUCUUGGAUACGUGCACUUUCCCCCGGCGCCGUACUGUGCUUGCACCGCGGCUGGUUCCUCACCUUGUGCAUCUUUGCACCCACAAGGUUGCCUACCUUACCGUCCUGAAGGUGAUCAACCAGCGUAACGAACCGGACGCCCGUGAGAUUGUGUUGAAGGCUCUGUUCUUCAGCCCAGGUGAUGAGGUCCUGGAGAAGAUUCUGAGCGACCAGACAUCAGGAGCGACGCUGAUCUUCAAGGUUCUCACCACACCAUUCUUUGACGAAUCGAUGCGCGCAGAAGUUGUGAAGAAUGUAUCCAAGGUCCUCACCAAACUUAAGGCGACUCCCAGUCAAGGGUACAAGCGCUUGAUGGACGAAGUUGGCUUGUCUUCUCGGGGAGGCGCUCGUGAUAAUCACCACGGGCGUGAUCACGCUGGCGCGGAAAAACAACAGCAUCGUCCUACUUCACGGCAGGCAGCAUCGAACUACGGUGCUCAGCCUUCCAUGGAAAGACAAUAUGGCGCACAGUUCCCGACCAUGCUUGGCCAAAGUCUGGACGCUCCCAGACCCGUUGCUCCUGAACAGCAGCCAAACGCUUCUCCAUUUGACCCUUACAGCAUCAAUGGAAUGAACGGCCUUGGUUCUGCCAGUGGUAUCAACCCUCUAAAUGGAGUUGGCGGAGUCGGAGUCAAUGGUACGGGCUUCGGCCAGGAUCCCUUACUACCUCUGACCCAGCAGCAAAUCCAGUAUCAAGCUUAUUUAGCGGCUCAAUCACGAGGUCUUUCGCCGUCAGGCCUAUAUCCGAGCCUGGGAAACUCCGGAUUUGGGUACCCGGCUGGAACGCCUGCGGCGGAUAAUCUUCGGUCCCUGCAGACCCCAGCUGCUCCUUUGGGCGGAGGUCCUGGCCAGAUCAACCCCGGCUCUAUGAUGAACCAGCCUGCCUAUGCUCCUCAGCAAUUCAGCCCUGUCAUGAGCUCCGCUCAGAUGUAUCAAUAUCCUUCCCAGUUCUAUUCCCAAGCACAGCCCGCUCAGACACAGCCUGCUGGGGGACGACGUGGACGUGUGAGUCAUCCCCAGCACAUGUGAGAGCAUGCAGCUUGCCUGCGUGAACGAGGCUAAUGCGGGUUGACCUCCAGCAUUGAGGCUCUCUUAUAACUGUUUAAUUCGCCAUUGACUUCAACCUGAUGUAUAAAGUUUUGUCCUUACCCUUUUUUCGAUUUCCGGGAUACAGAGAGUAGUAUGGCUAUAUGCACG
This is a messenger RNA of Aspergillus ibericus CBS 121593, 4243 nucleotides long. Its product is annotated as putative RNA binding protein Jsn1. The record is from RefSeq and is a predicted model, not a curated record. The coding region runs from base 482 to 4075 and encodes 1197 amino acids. Lineage: Eukaryota; Fungi; Ascomycota; Eurotiomycetes; Eurotiales; Aspergillaceae. Gene Ontology annotation, molecular function: RNA binding. The transcript has 2 exons.